This is a messenger RNA of Monopterus albus (swamp eel), 5868 nucleotides long. It is a transcript of the gene kcnh6a, whose product is annotated as potassium voltage-gated channel, subfamily H (eag-related), member 6a. Gene Ontology annotation, biological process: membrane repolarization during cardiac muscle cell action potential; regulation of heart rate by cardiac conduction; potassium ion transmembrane transport. The record is from RefSeq and is a predicted model, not a curated record. Lineage: Eukaryota; Metazoa; Chordata; Actinopteri; Synbranchiformes; Synbranchidae. Gene Ontology annotation, cellular component: plasma membrane. The transcript has 16 exons. Gene Ontology annotation, molecular function: inward rectifier potassium channel activity. Bases 529 to 4137 code for a protein of 1202 amino acids.
UCGGUCUUGUCGAGCCUGAAGAGGAGUGGAGCCAGGGAUCCCGGCUACCAGGAGCCUCUCUGCGCAGUCCUUAUCGUGCAGUGUCCAAACGCGAGGGAGAAAACAACAUGACGACUCUUGAAUUCCUCAGCUUAUCCUCACAACUUCUCCCAAAACAGGUUCCCUUCACUGAGUAGAAAAAUAGUGGGGAAACGGUGUUUGAUAACUGUUUGUUUUUCCUUUUAAACGUGAAGUGGUGUUGCAUGUGGCUUUUGCGGUAUCCUAGUCUACUUUUUUCCCCACAUUAUCAGCGUGGAACAUCCUGCAUCUGCUAUCGCCCUGGCAACCAAUCCUGCUCUCCAUCAUUCUCCAGGCUUCAUCCCUGACCAUUACCGGCAGGCUCCGAGAGACAAAACCCCGAUUUUUCACGUUUGUCCUCCAAGUGGAAGCAGCUUGUUCAUGGACAGUCCUUGAAAUCUCUUUUCUGUUUUAUUUAUUACAAAACAGUGAGGUUCAUGUGUCGGAGAGCUCUUUUCUCUCAGCACCAAAAUGCCUGUGAGACGCGGUCAUGUUGCGCUCCAGAACACCUACCUGGACACUAUCAUCAGGAAAUUCGACGAGCAAAAUCGCAGGUUUCUGAUUGCCAAUGCCCAGAUGGAGAAUUGUGGCAUCAUCUUUUGCAAUGAAGGCUUCUGCCAGAUGUUUGGCUACACCAGGGCAGAGAUAAUUCAGCAGCCUUGUACCUGCCAGUUUUUGGUGGGUCCUGGGACCAUGAAGAGUGCUCUGGCCCAGCUAGCACAGGCUUUGCUUGGCUCCGAGGAGUGCAAGGUGGAGAUCCUCUACUACGCUAAGGAAGGGACCUGCAGGCCUUGUCUCGUGGACAUUGUUCCCGUAAAAAAUGAGGAGGGCCUUGUCAUCAUGUUCAUCCUCGACUUCCAGGAGUUAAUAGAUCCUUCUGUCAAGAAAUCUAGCCUUAAGCAGAGAGUCACGCAAGGAUGGAUUUACUGUCAGAAUCGCAGGCUAAAGGUGAGAUUGCCAUUGUUACGGUCCUUACGACGACCUUCACUUUCUAAAGAUCAGUUUGAAGGAGUGGUAGUGGACUACCUGCAGCCAAACAGUGAAGAAGUCCCUCUGAAAGAGUUUCGGAUUCCGUCCAAGGAGAGCUGCAUGCAGUCUGAGACGGAGGCUCUGAUAGAACAGGACCUGGACCCCCCUUCUCCUGCAGCCCAGUCCUCCACCCAGCGGCGCUCCCUGCUGACAGACCGGCUGGACCCUGGCAUGGCUUUUGCCAGGGGGACAUUACCUCGGAGCUGUUCUCGGGACAGCGUCCGCAGCCUCCGACGAGCCUCAUCGCUGGACGACAUAGAUGGCAUGAGGGCUGAAUGGAACAGUCGACCUGGAGACCCCCGAAGCAACAGCAAUCUGAAGCCCAGCGCUAUGAACUCUACGUCAGACUCAGACCUGAUGAGACAUAGGACCAUUGGUCGCAUCCCUCAGGUUACCCUCACCUUCGACCGGAUGAGGCCUCCUUCUCCCACCGAGAUCGAGAUCAUUGCGCCGAGUAAGAUUAAAGACCGAACCCAGAACGUUACUGAGAAGGUCACUCAGGUCACACAGGUGUUGUCCCUUGGUGCUGAUGUGCUGCCAGAGUACAAGCUCCAGGCCCCACGCAUCCACAAAUGCACCAUCCUUCACUACAGCCCGUUCAAAGCAGUGUGGGACUGGGUCAUCCUGCUGCUAGUCAUCUACACUGCCAUCUUCACACCAUACUCAGCCGCCUUUCUUCUCAGCGAGGUGGAGGAGGAGCGGAGGCGAACCUGCGGCUACAUCUGUAACCCGCUGAACGUGGUGGACCUGGUGGUGGACGUCAUGUUCAUUGUGGACAUCCUCAUCAACUUCAGGACCACCUACGUCAACCGCAACGACGAGGUGGUCAGUCAUCCAGGUCGCAUUGCGCAGCACUACUUCAAGGGCUGGUUCCUUAUUGACAUUGUGGCCGCCAUCCCCUUCGAUCUGCUCAUAUUCCGCUCGGGGUCAGAUGAGCCUCAGACAACGACUCUGAUGGGACUACUGAAGACAGCCAGGCUGCUGAGGUUGGUACGAGUGGCCAGGAAGUUGGACCGCUACUCAGAAUAUGGAGCUGCUGUUCUGUUUCUUCUCAUGUGCACCUUUGCCCUCAUCGCUCACUGGCUGGCCUGUAUCUGGUAUGCCAUCGGUAACAUGGAGCGCACCGGCUCCACCCUCAUUGGAGGCAUGAAGAUCGGUUGGCUGGACAACCUGGCCGACCAGAUCGGUAAAUACUACAAUGACAGUGAUGCAUCCUCGGGCCCCUCCAUCAAGGACAAGUACGUUACAGCCCUGUACUUCACCUUCAGCAGCCUGACCAGUGUGGGGUUUGGGAAUGUCUCACCCAACACCAACCCAGAGAAGAUCUUCUCCAUCUGUGUCAUGCUGAUUGGCUCUCUGAUGUACGCCAGUAUCUUUGGGAACGUGUCUGCCAUCAUUCAGAGAUUGUACUCUGGCACGGCUCGCUACCACACCCAGAUGCUGCGGGUCAAAGAGUUCAUACGUUUCCACCAGAUCCCAGGAGGCCUGAAACAGAGGCUGGAAGAGUAUUUUCAACAUGCCUGGUCCUACACUAACGGCAUCGACAUGAAUGCUGUUUUAAAGGGUUUCCCUGAGUGUCUGCAAGCUGACAUCUGCCUCCAUUUGAACCGCAGCUUACUGCAGAACUGCAAAGCCUUUCAAGGUGCCAACAAAGGUUGCCUGCGGGCUCUGGCCAUACGAUUCAAGACCACCCACGCUCCGCCGGGUGACACUCUGGUCCACAGUGGGGACAUUCUCACUGCUCUCUACUUUAUUUCCAGAGGCUCUAUAGAGAUCCUCAGGGAUGACGUGGUGGUGGCCAUACUGGGAAAGAACGACAUCUUUGGUGAACCCAUCAAUCUGUAUGGGAGACCAGGGAAAUCCAGCGCUGAAGUCAGGGCUUUGACCUACUGUGACCUUCACAAGAUCCUGAGGGAUGACCUGUUGGAAGUGCUGGACAUGUAUCCUGACUUCUCUGGCAUGUUCUGGAACAACCUGGAGAUCACCUUCAGCCUGAGAGAUGCAGAUAGAAUAAACCAGCCAACCUCGAGCAGGGACUCUGAAUGCAGCUACCACCGGGUGAGGCAUCAGAGAAGCUCUCUGCGGCGUCGAAACCGCCCAGAUGGGACGGACCAUGAGGACUCUUAUCCCGAUCAGUCCUGUCAGAUGGUGAAAAACAGAGGCAAGAUCACAGGGUCCCAUUGGGAAGACCUCUGCAGCAGUGCUAGCAUCUGUUCGCAGUCUAGUGAUGAGGAGAUGAAGCCCGUGGGCCACAGCAAGGGGGAGUUGUACGUCCCCAGGGGUGACACCAAAGACUACACCCCUGCAGUGGUCAAUAUACUGCCUCACAGUGGAACAUCAGCUGGGAUGGGCUCACCUGUAGACUUUGGAGGUCUGCCAUACUCAGCAGCAGCCCCUAUCAGCAUGUCAGGUUUGUACAACUACUGGCCAGACCGCAGAGCCAGCCAGUUCUCAGAAAGCCAGCGACGAACAUCGUCAGUCAGUGCUGGUUUCCACCCUCCACGCUUCACUGAGGACCGGCCCAGUGAGCUGGAAUCCAGAUUGGAGCUGCUGCAGUCCCAGUUAAACCGGCUGGAGACCCGUAUGGCAGCAGAUAUGAAUGUGAUCCUGCAGCUCCUCCAGAGGCAGAUGGCCCCGGUGCCGCCAGCCUACAGCGCUGUGUCCCCCAGCGCUCAUCCACCUCAUCCCACCACCCUGUACAGCACAGGAGCACCCACACUCCACACUGUCCUGCCAAUCCAGCCAGUACAGAUCAACAGCACUGCCUCACUGCUACAGAGUCCAAUCUCUGACAAAUCUAAAGACUCCCUGUCCACUGGGGUCCAUCUUCCUGUGGCCUCCAAUGACACUAUGUCCAUGUUGCCAGAGGCCGACCCACCUCAUUUAGCCACUGUGAACCUCACUCCUUCUGCAAUGUCAGGGGUCCAAGAGCCUCCUGGACUGCUGUGUGGCAGCCAGCGCUUCCCCUCCCUGCCUGAGCACCUGGAGACCUCGCCAGAGACGCAAGAGAUCCAGAGGCACGUCUCUGACCCUGUCCUGCCAGGCAGCUAGAACACUAACCAUCAUCACCACCCAAAAGCCUGGUCCUUUGGAUGGGACAGCCAUAUUUUCUCCAGAUUGUUAUUCUUUCUUCCUCUCUUAAAAUAUCUGCUGUCCUGUUCAGAUGCUGCUGAAUAAUGGGAACCCUUGCCUGCUGUCACUGAGUGUUCAGAGUGCCUCCUGUUUCUUACAGACUUCGCGCCCUCAGCAUCCCUUCACUCCUGAUGUCCUCUGCCCAGCUGGGAGGGGAAAAUGGUGAAACAUGAGCUGACAGGAAGCACACAAACUUAUACAUGCGUUGAGCAGGUGCUGGAUCUGAAAGCUACACAAACUGUGGAGAAUUCCUGGUGAAAUGUCAAGAACUACUGAUAUGUUUCACGUGUGAAGAAUUAUCUGCAUUACCUUUGUAUAAGAAUUGCACAUUUAGAGUUUAGAAAACAUUUAUUCAUUUAUUUGGGACUGAAAUUAUUUUUGUAAUAUUAGAGAUUUAUUAGAUACAUACAGAUAUAUAUACAUCAAAUAAAUGUCAUGAGUGUAAAAAGUUAUAGAGUCACAGUUGCUUUGGUUUAUGUUGAAAAAAAUAUCAAAAGGCAUACUGCAGGGCAUGCUGUAAAGGAUGGUUCAAGGUUCAUGGCAGUGUUGGAAAAUAUAUUACAAGUGUAAUUUUCAUCUAAUAUUUCAUGUUCUGACAUUCUGACCUGAAUGAGCAGUUCUUAGUUAGGUGUGACAUUUGAAUACUUGGAGAUAUUACAAUACACACAACAAGCAAAACAGAAAAACCUCAUAGUUUCUUGUAGGCUCUUACUGUUUUGUUUUGAUCAUGACUGGUUGGCUUGGCUUCCCCGUUUCUGUAUAUGUAUACUGUUCAACUUAAACAUGCAUUAGCUAUUUUUGUGGCAUGGUCACAUAGUUUCAUAAUGUACCAAAGUGUAUAUCUGAAAGUGGCAACAACGGAAGAGUUGAUCUCCUGGUCAUCCUGAGUCAUAGCAGGUAAACUGAAGGUUGGUAAUCAUCAUUUCAGUGACAAGUGAAGUGGACGGUAACUCACACGGAGACGCAGUGAUGCUGUCUCAAGGCGUCCUUUGUUAAGACAAUUUCACAGCUCCAACCAAGAGUAAUUACUGUAAUGAUUUUUAAGCAUUUAUAAUUCUGUACAUUUCUGGAAGCACAAAUACCUGUUAUUUAUCUUUUUUUAGAUUAAAGACACAAGACAGUUACACUGGAAAUUGAUUUUAUUUCCUAAACGUUCACCCGAUUCAACAAUGAUAUACUUGCUGCAACACCAAAUAAAAUGUUCCACAUGACGCAGAAGAAAUAUUCAGCUGAAACUGGACUACAUGGAGACACUGAAGGAUGUUGAUGGCUAAAUGAGGAUACACUCAAUGACAGUUAUGCAGAGUAAGACCAUGAUUAGCUAUGAUGUGUCAAGCAGCCGCAUUUAAUGCAGGUAGAGGAAUUAGUAUUGAUUCUCAACCGCAGCAAGCUACCACGCAAAUUGCUGGCCUUUGGGAACAAUUUGGGGUGGUGAUACAUUUACUGAAGUACUGUCCUUUUAAAUACAGUUUUUAGGUACUUGCACUUUACCUGAGCAUUUCUAUUUUAUGCUGGGUUAUACUUAUGCUUUGCUAAAAUUCUAAGGAAAAUUAAGAUUUUACAUUUAAACACAGGUUUACAAUGCUGUGCAUUGUUAAGUAUGAAACAAGUGGUUCAAAAUGUUUUAACUUGACUCUUUAGAAAAAAGUU